AUGCAGCUGGGAAUGGAAAACUUGGCUCCUGAGUGGAUGACAGGUAAGACAGGAUGUAUCCACCAGUGCACAGGUGUCAAAUUCAAGUCUGGCCCGUGGAACAAUUAUAUCUGGCUCACGAGAUCAUAUCAUAUAUUUGUAUUAUUAUUGGCCCACCAGUACGAAGUCUGCAGAUUUCCUCCAGAAUUAUAAUGUAAACUUUGAUUUUGUGCUUUGAUUUUGUUCAACUCAGUAUUUAGAUUGAUGUCAUUUUAAUCAUUUAGAUUCCAAUUUAAAACUUUAAGUCAUAUUUUGACUUUAAACUCUUGAUUUCAAAAUGAUCUCAUAUUUUGACCUUUCAAACUUUUGAUUUUAAAUUUCUCCUCAUGUAUUUGCUCUUUAAAACCAUUAUUUUACUAUCGUGUUCGGAUAUAUCGAACUAACCUAUUGGAUUUUUUUAAAUCUCAGAUUGCCAAUAAAUUUAUCUUUUUUACUUUUGAAAUUUCCAAGUGGCUUAUGAUCAUCUCUGAUUUUGUUAUAUAUUUUGAAAAGGAGGCUGACAGUUUGGGUUAAAUGUUGACCCUGUUGGGCCCUCAGAGGCCUGUACUAUGAAGCUGGAUUCGGUCUUAGCGAGAUAACUUCUGGGUUUUCCGUACUACAAAAGGUGGAUCUCUUUUUAUCCGGGUCUGUUACCCCGGUAACUUACGUGGAACGCCAAACCUGCUCCGGAGCAGGUUAUGUUUCAGGAUAAGAGCUCGGCGGGUAUAAAAGACCGCCCACUGACCAAUCAGUUCUCUUGGAAAAUGGCUUGCCCACUUUUGCCGGAUUGCGUGGACGCCGUUACUCGGAUUGUGAGAGGAGUGCUUCGACGAGAGCGCUAUUUUCGUGACAGAUGUAACCCCUUUGAUUUACCAGAUGACGUUCUGUACGAGCGUUACAGAUUUUCUUUUGAGGGGCUGCUUUAUAUAAGUGAGCUGUUGGAGCCUAACGUGGCGAACGUCACUCACCGCAGUCGGGCUCUCACAGUCCCGCAGACCGUUUGCCUCGCGCUGAGGUUCUUUGCCACCGGUGAGUAUUCAUACAGAUUUACUUGUCCAAUUACAACUAACAAAGCACGGCUCGCAAGAAAGGACUAUAGAAGAAUUUGUAUGAGUCUCCUUUAUUCCCCCACUCAUCCAUUUCCUCCAAACACACAGGCGCUUUUUAUGUAUGCUGUGGGCAAUCCACAAAGUGGCGAGGGCACUGACUGAUCUGCUGGACAAGUUUGUCAUUUUCCUCGGACAUCUGCCUCUGCAUGCAAUCAAAGAGGGGUUUUAUGCACUGGCAGGUAGGUCCAUAAAUGGCAAGUCCACAUAUUAUACUUUUCCAUGUAUGUAUUUGGAUAUUCAAACCUAAUUCUCUUUUCUCAGGCUUCCCCAGAGUGAUGGGGGCCAUAGACUGCACUCACAUCCCCAUUACAGCCAGUCUGGGACCAAAUGAGGCAGACUAUGUAAACAGAAAACAUUUCCACAGCAUCAAUACUCAGGUAGUGUGAAGUCUAAGCAAUACACAAAUAUUUGUAAUAUACUAAUAUAAUUUCCAGUUUCAUGUGGCAUAUCAGUCAUUUUGAGUGUAUUUAAGCAGAUUCGAAAACUCCUGUUAACACCAAAUGUGUCUGCAGAUGACAUGUGACCAUCAAAUGAUGGUCACUAGCCUUGAGGCAAAGUGGCCAGGUUCUGUGCAUGAUUCCCGGAUCUUCAGAGAGUCACAGCUGUGCAGGAAACUCGAGCAGGGUAAAACUACUGUACACUGAAUUUGUUCUUUGAUGUCAACCACAUUUUCAGCUCCUCAAUGCUCUUCCUCUUUAUCUGCAGGGCUCUUCAGUGGAGUGCUGCUGGGAGACAGAGGGUCCCCCCUCCAGCCCUACCUGCUGACCCCCUAUCCUGACCCUGGUGCCGGUCCACAAACUUUGUUUAAUGUGGCCCUGGCUAAAACAAGGGUCAGGAUAGAGAUGACCUUUGGGGUCAUCAAGGCCCGCUUCAACUGUCUCCGUGGGCUCAGGAUGGCUCCAGAGAGGGCCUGCAGGGUGAUUGCAGCUUGUGUGGUGCUGCACAAUAUUGCAGCCAUACCAUACCAUCCCAGAAUGCUUUGCGUGCGGCUGCACAGCUGUGUAUUUCAGGUGAGAGGCUGGACUCGCUUGGAGACACAGCACGUCUUCAAAGAAAAUGCAAGAAAUCCAAAAACAGCAGACAGUCAGCCCAGGGUGUAUGAGAGCAUGAUCUCUGAACUCACUAAAAUCUGCAAACCUAACAUUACAGAUUUAGAGACAACUUAUCCGCUCUGCUUCAACUAUCAAAAACAUUAGAAAUAAGAAAGCUGACAAAACUACAGCAAAUGAUCAGGACAACAUUGAGUUUGUUUUCUUUUAAGAUUUAGAGAUUAAAGUUGUAAAUUUAAGAGAAUAAAGUCAUAAAGUGGAAGAGACGCUGCGCCGCCGAGUAAGGCGGCGACGGAGGCGCCUUGUAUAUUAUUUCAUGAGAAUGCGUGCCGAAAGUGGAGAGGUAAACCUGUUAUUUAAUCUGGCAUUCAUCAGCCAGACAACAGUUGUGCCAUUGUCACUCCCUGUGUAUCACGUGAAUUCCCCCUUUAAUUCACAACAGUGCAUGUCAUGGAAAUCUUCAUAGGUGUCAAAAAAUAUUAUUUCGUUUACUAACAUCAGCUGAAAAGCCAACAUUGGCUGUAAGUACAUGAGACAUUAAGCUGCACAAUUCACAAUCAUUGCAAGCGACAUCCAUGCCAUGACCGUUCUUUCUCCUGCUUUGUUCCUAACGCAGACCGGACCCCUGAACUGCAGGUUACAUAUGGGGGUUUCGGUCCACCAACGGUUUUUCGCACCAGGGAGGACUUCAGGCUGAGCAGAGAGUCCCUGGCAGUGCUGCUGGACCUCCUCCAUCAGGAGCGGAGGCAGUGGAUGGGGCGCCACAAUAGAGACUCUGGUUCUCCUUUUUUGGCUGGCCAGUGGGGCAUCAUACCGGGUGGUCUCAAGGGUGUUUGGGAUGCCACUGUCCACCACAUCGUCCACCAAGUUACGGAGGAGGUAGUGGCCAUUCGCCACAGGGUCAUCUACCUCCCGAGGUCCGCUGACAACCUGGCGGCCGUAACUAGCCGCCAGGGCUGGCUAGGCACCGUGCUUUUCUCAAAGCUGCCGGUGCAAUCGACGGCUGCCAUGUCAGAAUUAAGCCACCAAGCGGUCCUGAUGGUCACUGUUACAUCAACAGGAAACUGUUUGCGUCUAUCAUCAUGCAAGCAGUCUGUGACCAUCAGGGCCGCUUUAUCGACACCUACGUGGGCUGGCCGGGGUCUGUGCAUGACACCAGGGUACUCCGGCACAGCCCACUGUACAGGCAGAAUAUCUACCCUCCUCCAGGGCAUUUCAUUCUCGCAGACAGCAGGUACCUGUGCCUCCAGCACCCAUCCCCCUCAUCACUCCCUACAGGCUGCCGGUGCGAGGUGUGGCGGCCCGAGGCUUUAACGGGCAUCAUGCCAGGGCACGCUCUAUAAUUGAGCGUGCCUUUGGCAUGAUGAAGACCCGCUUCCAUGUCAUCUUUAUAAAAGCGCUGGAGAUCCACCACACCUUCGUGCCACAGGUAUGUCAUCACUGCACACAAUAUUUUUGUUAUACUUGAAUAUAUAUAAAUUAAUUAAUAAAUAAAUAAAAACACGAAAAAUUAUAAUAUAUUAUUAUACUUACAUUGCUAUAUUUUUUUAUUUAUUAAAAAGGUCUACAUACUUUAUGUUCAUAUAAAUAUUCCUCUAAAAUUCAGGUCAUCACCGCUUGUGCCGUCCUGCAUAAUAUCUGCCUGGGUGCCGGUGACACCAUGGCACCAGAGGAAGAUGUGCAGGACGGCAUGCCGGGGGAUGAGGUGGAGGACAGGCUGGAGGCAGUCAGUGGUGCCCGCUGGCGGAACAGAUUGUCCGCAGAGGUGUCAGCCCUGGAGGAGGUAGACGAUGACCAUGUCUACCUGUAAUCGGCAAGUACAAUUCAUCUAAAGUUUCUCCUCUGUGUGGCACAGAAUGUUUGUUGGUUACUGAUCAGCUUUUUAGACCUCAGAAGAUCAGACUUAAAACUUGUUGGACUCUGUUAGCCUACUCUUGUCUCUCUCUAUAAAACAGGCAUGGCAGCCGUCGAACCAGCCCUGCAAACCCGGACGAUGUGAAGGACAGUGGAGACAUGCAGCCCAAACACCCAGACCACCCACAUGAUGUCCCACUGCCAGAGUCUCUAUUGUGGUGUCCCAUCCAGCCCAGCAGCACUACCAGAGACUCCUGCUCAGCCUGGAGAAGAGGAGGCACCAUGACAGGGCAGGCAAUAGCCUAA
Messenger RNA from Xyrichtys novacula (pearly razorfish), 4336 nucleotides. The record is from the annotation of a GenBank genome assembly. NCBI's taxonomy places the organism in Eukaryota, Metazoa, Chordata, Actinopteri, Labriformes, Labridae.